AUGUCAUGUGAUGCCAUUGUUGGGCAUCUCAAGGUGCACGUUUAUAAUAGUACAUCUUUGACUGCAGUGGAUGAUGCAUUCAACGAUGGCACCCACAAUGACCCUUCGACCCCAAACUCGACUCUGAACCAUGAUCGUGACCAAUCUCAGGCUCCCGAGGGAUGGGAUGACAGUUUGAAAUGGAUCAAGCUCGAACUUAUCAGACAAGUUGCCCAACUUGGGGGCAAGUGCACCUGGGAUAAAAACUUCUCUUGGAAGGGCAUGUCAAGCGCCCUUGCUGAUGCCAAUCUCUGUAUCAGAGGCUAUCCUGCUCACAAGUGUCUUUUGCCCGGCGAAGCUCACAAUGAAAACUCAAGGAACAAGGGCAUCGGAGCACUGAUGCAGAAGGAAAUUGCAGUGCUCGUAGAUGGGUUGAAGGCAGGAACUAUGCAAGUUGUCAAAGUUGACAAGGCACACCGAGCGGCUGUGAUGGCCUCUGAGAGGCCAGUCAUCACUGGCAUAGCACCACCACCUGAAUGGCCACAUGAUGGCGCUCGACGACUAUUUGCUAAUGGUGAUACUGACUAUCAUGGCCCAGCUCAUCUCCAGCCUAGCAGUGCAGCUACGAAGUUCUGCAAACCUACCAUACGAUUAGACCUACCUGCACCACUGCCCUCGCGCCUGUUCAAAGUUGUUGUACCACCAAACCCACGCCCGGUCAAAACUGUUCGAAAGCCAGAACCAGCUGCAGCAGAGAGCGAGGUUAUCGAACUGACUUCAACCGAGGAGAAUGCUGUCGAAGAGUCGGAUACUAAGUAUGAAGAAGCGCGCGGGAAAAAGAGGAAACUAAAGGCCACAAACAUGUCGCGUGCAUUGAAGAAGCUAGCUUCAUCCGAGGAGAAGACUGAUGCUUCAAAAGCGGGGAAGAAAGGGACACGGGCUCAGACAAAAUCACCCAAAGUACCUCCCAUGCUGACCUCAACAACCUCUCUGACAAAGGGUGGUCCUCUGUCCCCAUUGACAGUGGGGUCAUCGAGUGUGGCGGCAUCACCAGAACCUGGAACUGUGGUGCCAGCGCGACUUCGGGAUGGACCAUCUAAUGAGCGGACCAAGGUCAAACCACGCCCAAUCACCAAGGCAUCCAAAGGCAAAAUGAAGCGUAUUCUUUGCAUGGCCUACAGCCAGUCGGAUGAAUCUGAAGUUGAUGAGGGCAAGAAGAUGGACGUUAUGGUUGCCGAGAGUGCCGUCUCCCCUGGUUUAGUCAAUGUCCCCGCAGAAUCUUUACAGGAAGGCUCACCUAAGGUAAUGCAUGAUGACAGGCCAGCAGGAACCCAGCAGGAACUGCCUCAGAUCACCAAACCCAUCGAGGAUCUUCACGAUGCUGUUCGUGACUCUCGUGACCCCCAUGACCCCCAUGACCCUCCACACGACCUACAUCAAGUUCAUCACAAGCUCCCCAUACGUCAUGAUCCUCAUGAGGGUGUCCAGCAAGACCUUCGCAAGGGUAACCCUCCAUGCCACCCACAGGAACCUCAUCGGGAGGUCACUCCUAACCCUCGCGACGACCCUCGUGAGGGUGGCCCUCCUCCACGCCACCCACAGGAACCUCAUCAGGAGGUCACUCCUAACCCUCGCGACGACCUUCGUGAGGGUGGCCCUCUUCGCAACUCCCACGAGCCUCGUCAUGACCCUCGCAAUGCCUUACAUGACACUCGUCAACCUCUUCGCGGUCAUUCUCGUGAGCCAUGGUACAUGCAUGACGCCAUGCACCAUCAUGAAGUUCAUCUGCGUGAAGAAAGUCCUAUGAUUGAGCAUGAUACUCUCCACUCCUGUGAUGUCUUCUACCACCGCGACUCUCACAAUCACCGCUAUGCCAGUUUGCAACCUCGUGACUAUUAUGGACCCAAUGAGCCUUGCACUGACAGCGAGUUCACCAUGCAGGAUACUUCCCCGGCCUUAGAGUCCCAUUAUACUCACGGUGAGCAUGAACGUGCAUACCCAAGCCGAUACAGCCCAGUGCUCAGUCCUGACUAUGCUCAUGAAAGUCGAUAUGCUCGACGCAAUGGCCUUGACAAGCGCCAGGCAUUUGGUGGAGGAGCAUACCGUGACAGUAGGUACCCUCAAGGUAGAGCUCAUAACCAGGAUUCCAGAUGGACGGACAAUGUCCGUAAUGUUGCAUCUUCAUCUUUGGACUACGUUCGUCGUGAUGCUGUCCCGCGAGCAUUUAAUCGAGAUCCCACUAACCCUCCGCAUCCUCCUUCAUCUUAA
Suillus discolor is the source of this 2247-nucleotide messenger RNA. RefSeq lists its product as uncharacterized. The coding region runs from base 1 to 2247 and encodes 748 amino acids. The transcript is spliced from 7 exons. The record is from RefSeq and is a predicted model, not a curated record. Lineage: Eukaryota; Fungi; Basidiomycota; Agaricomycetes; Boletales; Suillaceae.